UGUAUUUUUCUGACGAUCUAGAAUGAUUAAGGGUUUCCCUCCAGUGACCCCUUAUAUCGGUGUCAGCCCCACAUUUUGUUACUUGUUGAAACAGAAGAAACCCAUCUGUUGCCUUCAGCUUGCACAAGUUUGUGAACACUGUUCUUUUCGUAACGCUAAGGAGUACAACUGGGCUAAUCAGUGUAUUAUCCUAGCAGCAGACUUUGCCAGCAGCGCCAUCUAUAAUUUUAUCGUUCCACUUCGGGCCCAUUUUAGAAGCCCUCAACUUCUUAAACCAAUUAUCCUACUUUUGGAAAAGAAGCCAGACUCAGCUUUUCUCGACGCCAUUUCCUGGUUUCCUUUAGUGUACUGGAUGCAGGGCUGUAUUGACAAUCUGGACGACCUCUUAAGGGCAGGAAUUAACCUGGCGGAUAGUGCUAUAGUGGUCAAUAAAGAAAGCAGUAACUCAGUUGAAGAAGAUCACUUAGCCGACUGUAAUACCAUUGUGGCAGUACAGACUAUGUUCAGGUUGUUUCCCAGCGUAAGGGUUAUUACCGAGUUAAGCCAGUCGAGCAACAUGAGAUUUAUGCAGUUCCGAGCACACGAUACGUAUGCUCUUCAUCUGUCAAGGACAGAAAAGAGAGAAAGAGAAAAGGGAUCUCAUAUCUCCUAUAUGUUUCGCUUGCCAUUUGCUGCUGGGAAUGUGUUUAGUGCCAGUAUGUUGGACACCAUGCUUUAUCAGGCCUUCGUGAAGGACUACAUGAUCACUUUGGUACGUUUACUUUUGGGGAUUGACCAUUCCCCUGGCUCUGGCUUUCUUUCCUGUAUAUGGAUCACAGAAGAAGACCUCUGGAUUCGAACGUAUGGUCGACUUUACCAGAAAUUGUGCUCCACUUCUUGUGAAAUUCCCAUUGGAAUAUACCGUACAGUGAGCUCCAAAUCGUUGGAUUGCAGAUCUGUGGCUCUGGAGUUAGCGGGCGAUGGGGACAUGGCGGCCAUUAACGCGGAAAUUCAACGUCAGGAAAUCUCAAAUAUGGUUCGAACCAGGAUGCAGAAUUUAGGACUACCAACAAAGGAUUAUGAUGAUGUAUCAGAAAAGAGAAACAGUUUAUCGUACGUGAUUAUUAACCCAAAUUGUGAUCAGGAUCUUCAAGAAGGUGACGUAAUAUUUGUGAUUCGACCUAGUCCAAUUUUUAGCAAGAAGAUCUUCAUGAAUUUAGGGGGAACUAUGAAAGCGAGAACACCCUCCCGUCGCAUUCGACGACCGCUAGGAGAACGAAUAUUAGCUAAAGAACCGCAAACAAUUCUUGAGACGCCAUCUGUCGACUCAAGCUCCAGAACUCUUCGACUUAAUAUUCCUGGAAAUAUUGGAGUUGAGAUCACUCCACCAAGCGGAACAGGAACUGUCGUCUGAACCAUAAUUAUUACAGUUUUGUGCUGAACAGUCUAAUUGUUUUUCUUAAUAAAAGAAAAGAAAGUUUGGCUCUUGGUAUUUAUCUAAAGAUUUAAGGUCCUAAUUCUUGUCACUUUAAAUGAUUUAUGAUAAAGGUCAUGUACCGUUUUUCUCUGUGACGACAACUUACAAUAACUUCCUUAUGGUUUGUAACUUGAAACAAAUUCUAUAAUAUAUAGAACACAGCGGAUCUUAAUAUUAUUAAUCCGCCUAUCUUUGUAUGCAGUAAAGAAACUUGCGAAGAGAAUCAGACUUAAAAUAAUUUUGUUAUGUUUAUAUUUAUUAAUUUUGUUCCUAUAUAUAUUGUAUUUAUGAAUUUGGAGUUCUCGUGAUAUUUUAUUUUCUCAAUAAUAAUUUGUUGCUCUUUUGAGAGAAUGUCGGACGUUUGUUUGCAAUCUUUAAAUUAAUCUUAUUACGCCUGAAAAUGAAGUACAAAUAAAACACUAACUUGUGGACUUUUGCCACUAAUCUUUGUUUUCAUUGAUUCUCACCUAUGUAAAAUCUGCACUUUACUUACCAUGGAUUGGGUACGACUUAUCACAAGUCUCUUUCUUGAUGGUCCAGGUUUUCGGGUUGAUCCAUAUUCCUUUGUUUUCAAGUGCCAUUAAAAAGCAACAUGUUACGUGAAGUGAAAGCAGUUCUGGCUGACGCUUGAAUUAGAAUAUUAGUUAGUAAUUAUUUUUUCUUGUAUAUAUAUAUAUAUAUAUAUAUAUAUUUAUGUGUUCACCGAAAAAUAUUUUACUCCAAACUGCAUUAUUUGGUCGUAAAUAAAAAGUAAAUGAGAAAAACACGUAAACACCUUUACGUAAAACCUGUAGCUCUAUAUUAAACCACCGGUAAAUUGAAAUAUUUAUACAAUUAAAACACGUUUAUUACGCUAAUCGGAAACUAAACUAAUCUAAAGUGUAUGUAAUUGUUAAAGCAGUGACGAUAGUAAUAUAAUUUUACUUUAUUAACGAAGUUUUAGAAACGUAGACAAUUAUUGCACGUUUAAUCUUUUUUUUUUUUGUAUGUCACGGGAAGUAAAUUAGUUUAAAUAAAAUCAUGAAAUCAAUCAUUAAAAAUUACACACAUGCUACGUGUCUUUUGAAGCUCAUUUCAAGUUCAAUUGAUAAAAAUAAUGGACUUAAAAUAAAAACAUUUGUGUCUCCGAUAUUUCUAAUGUUUGCCCAUUUUUUUCCAUCUUAUGAUUUUAAGUAGUAAUUAACAAUCAUGUUAUCUUUGUUUCCAACGGUGACGUUCAUAGAUUAUUUGGUCAAAGAAACCUAAGAUAAUGAUUUGUUUUAUAUGGUUCGUUAGGACUAAAUACAGAGUGUGUGUCAGCUUUAGAUACGCGAUCAAUUCAAACUGUUGUUGCUUUUUGUUAGGACUAAAUAAAGAGUGUGCCUGUUCGAUUUAGAUACGCGAUCAAUUCAAACUGUUGUUGCUUUUUGUUAGGACUAAAUACAGUGUGUGUGUGUUCGCUUUAGAUACGCGAUCAAUUCAAACUGUUGUUGAUUUUUGUUAGGACUAAAUACAGUGUGUGCGUGUUCGAUUUAGAUACGCGAUCAGUUCAAACUGUUGUUGCUUUUUGUUAGGACUAAAUACAGUGUGUGCGUGUUCGCUUUAGAUACGCGAUCAAUUCAAACUGUUGUUGCUUUUUGUUAGGACUAAAUACAGAGUGUGUGUCCGCUUUAGAUACGCGAUCAAUUCAAACUGUUGUUGCUUUUUGUAUACGCGUGUAUUUAAUUAUUUUGUUUAAUAAUAACUUAGUUUGUAUAUUAUGAAUAAUUUUAUUCCAUCUAAAUAUUAUGAAGAGAGAUGUUUUGCAUAUUAUAAAACUAAAUACGUCACUCUGUGACGUCACUCUGUAUUAAUAAAGUUUAUUUUUUAUCAUGGACACCUUUUUCUCUAAUAAG
Limulus polyphemus (Atlantic horseshoe crab) is the source of this 3330-nucleotide messenger RNA. Its product is annotated as potassium channel subfamily T member 1-like. The coding region runs from base 23 to 1393 and encodes 456 amino acids. The record is from RefSeq and is a predicted model, not a curated record. Gene Ontology annotation, molecular function: intracellular sodium-activated potassium channel activity. The transcript has 11 exons. NCBI's taxonomy places the organism in Eukaryota, Metazoa, Arthropoda, Merostomata, Xiphosura, Limulidae.